This is a messenger RNA of Gracilinanus agilis (Agile Gracile Mouse Opossum), 1485 nucleotides long. RefSeq names its product cytochrome P450 2G1. NCBI's taxonomy places the organism in Eukaryota, Metazoa, Chordata, Mammalia, Didelphimorphia, Didelphidae. Gene Ontology annotation, cellular component: cytoplasm; intracellular membrane-bounded organelle. Gene Ontology annotation, molecular function: iron ion binding; heme binding; oxidoreductase activity, acting on paired donors, with incorporation or reduction of molecular oxygen, reduced flavin or flavoprotein as one donor, and incorporation of one atom of oxygen. Bases 1 to 1485 code for a protein of 494 amino acids. The record is from RefSeq and is a predicted model, not a curated record. The transcript has 9 exons. Gene Ontology annotation, biological process: xenobiotic metabolic process.
AUGGAGUUUGGCGGUGCUAUCACUCUUUUCUUGGCCCUCUGCGUCCCCUGCCUCAUCAUCCUCAUUGCCUGGAAGCGCAUGCACAAAGGGGGCAAGCUGCCUCCCGGGCCCACUCCCCUCCCCUUCCUGGGCAACCUGCUGCAGGUCCGAACGGAUGCCACAUUCCAGUCUUUCCUGGAGCUUAGUAAGAAAUAUGGGCCUGUGUUUACCGUCUACAUGGGCCCCCGGAGAGUCGUGGUGCUCUGUGGCCAUGAGGCAGUGAAGGAAGCAUUGGUGGACCAGGCCGAGGAGUUCAGUGGACGUGGGGAGCUGGCCUCCAUUGACCGGAACUUCCAGGGCCACGGUGUGGCAUUGGCCAACGGGGAACGGUGGCGGACUUUGCGUCGUUUCUCUCUGACCAUCCUUCGAAAUUUUGGGAUGGGGAAGCGCAGCAUUGAAGAACGCAUUCAGGAAGAAGCUGGCUUCUUGCUGGAGGAGUUUCGGAAGACCAAAGGGACCCCCAUUGAUCCCACCUUCUUCUUGAGCCGCACCGUCUCCAACGUCAUCAGCUCCGUGGUAUUUGGGAGCCGUUUUGACUAUGAGGAUGAACAAUUCUUGUAUCUGCUCCGUCUGAUCAAUGAGAGCUUCAUUGAGAUGAGCACACCCUGGGCCCAGCUCUAUGAUAUGUACUCAGGGAUUAUGCAGUACUUGCCCGGUCGCCAUAACAAAAUUUAUAACCUUAUCGAAGAGCUGAAGGACUUCAUUGCAUCCAGGGUCAAGAUCAACGAGGCUUCCCUGGAUCCCAGCAACCCUCGGGACUUCAUUGAUUGCUUCCUGGUCAAAAUGCACCAGGAAAAAAACAACCCUCAGACAGAAUUCAACCUUAAGAACCUGGUCCUCACCACCUUAAACUUGUUCUUUGCUGGGACUGAAACAGUCAGCUCUACUCUACGCCAAGGGUUUCUGCUUCUCAUGAAACACCCAGAAGUGGGAGCCAAGGUCCAAGAGGAGAUUGACCACGUCAUUGGGCGACACCGAAUCCCCAAGGCAGAGGACCGGAUGCAGAUGCCAUACACAGAUGCAGUCAUCCAUGAGAUCCAGAGGAUUACAGACAUUGUGCCCAUGGGCGUCCCUCACACGGUCACCCGAGAUACCAACUUCCGAGGCUACAUGCUGCCAAAGGGCACUGAUAUCUUCCCUCUCAUUGGCUCUGCUCUCCGAGACCCCAAGUAUUUUAAAAAACCUGAAGCCUUUGAACCCCAGCACUUCCUUGAUGAGCAGGGACGCUUCAAGAAGAAUGAGGCCUUCGUUCCAUUCGCCUCCGGGAAGCGUGUGUGUCUGGGGGAGGCCAUGGCCCGGAUGGAGCUCUUCCUCUACUUCACCACCAUCCUGCAGAACUUCUCCCUCCAACCUCUGGUUCCACCUAGUGAGAUUGAUGUCACCCCCCAGAUCAGUGGCUUUGGCAACAUCCCUCCCACCUAUAAGCUCUGCAUUGUAGCCCGUUGA